Messenger RNA from Prorocentrum cordatum, 2375 nucleotides. The record is from the annotation of a GenBank genome assembly. NCBI's taxonomy places the organism in Eukaryota, Dinophyceae, Prorocentrales, Prorocentraceae.
GACAGCAACGUCGGCGAGAGCAUGGCCAUCCAGGACAGCGCCGAGGGCCAGGUGAGCAGCGUCGUCGGCCAGGGCGGCGCCGAGGGCCAGGUGGGUAGCAUUAUCGGCCAGGGCAGCGCCGCAGAGGGCCAGAUGAGCACCGCAGAGGGCCAGGUCAGCACCGCAGAGGGCCAGGUCAGCACCGCAGAGGGCCAGGCCGGCAUCGAGGGCCAGGUGAGCACCGCAGAAGGCCAGAUGAGCACCGCAGAGGGCCAGAUGAGCACCGCAGAGGGCCAGGCUGGCAGCGCCGCAGAGGGCCAGGCUGGCAGCGCCGCAGAGGGCCAGGGCAGCCCCGAGGGAGGGGCCAGGCUGGCAGCGCCGAGCACCCUCGACGCGCCCAGCGGCUCAGAUCCUACGAUAGGCCAGUGGGACACGAGUGACCGCUCCACCGAAGCCGACGACGGCAGCAGCGAUGACGACGAAGACACGUUGGCUGAGAAGCUCAGUAAGUACGCCACUUGGCCUAAGGAGAUUGAAUCAGCGAUGACGGAGGUUGCAGACCUGACAGAUGACGACACGCAGAUGGAGAUUGCCUUAGCGCUGUCGCGCGCGUCUUUCUCGGCCCAGCAGGCGGUCGUGAUCGAUGUCGAGUUGCCGCUCGUCGACGAGUCCGCGAAACCUCAGUCCUCAAGUUAUAGGUCGCCCCUACUCGACUUGAGCUCUGUGGCGACGCCGUCCGAUGCCUGCUGCGACCCGACGCUGACGGACAGGUGCCCAGGGGCAUGCACGCAGGCAGAGCUGGAGGAGAUGAAGGACAAGAUGGAGGAGACGAGGAAGCGCAAUUCUUUGAGUUCGGAGUGGGGGUCGGAUGACGCGGAGCUGGGCCAGCGGCUGGAGAAGAGUCUGAAGCAGCCCCCGAACCCGCUGGAGCGCAUUCCAUUUGCGGGUGAUCCUCCGCCUCCGAUGACACCAACGACGUUCGACCCGUACCUCGACGACGAGAUGGCCAGCGUCGCGCUGACGGAUCCCUACGGCAGCGCUAUGCAGGACUACCCCAGCGAUUGCGACAUUGAGGAUGAGACUAUGUACGGCGUCGUGGCUACUCCAACAUUGGGACUGUUGGCGGCGGGGGUGGACGGCGCGUCACCAAUCAGGAUGCCGAGGAAGUCGGUGCCAGACAAGCUGGAUCUCAUCGAGGCCCUCAACCUGGAGAUGAACAGGUUGAGGGGGGAUCUGAACCCCGACAACACCGACGAGUGCGAGUUCGCCAUGACAUCCUUUUUCCAGAGCGGCCUGAUCGAGACCCUUCGCCAGAGUCGGAAGAAGGACGAAGCGACGGUUGAGCAGGAGCAGCAGGAUGACAAGUCGCCACCUCCCGACGUGGAUCUCUGGACUGAGCUGAAGGCGCGCGGGUUCGUGUUCAGCGCCGACAAGUCGAAAGGCAACCCCAUGGGAGGAAUAUGGGACCGAGCUUUGAAUUCCAACAAGAAGCUGAGGGGCGAUUAUAUGGCCACGAAGGGUUACGUGAACAAGAAGUUGUUCCGAGCGGACUGGGCCAAAGGCGAAUUUGAGAAGUGGGAGAAGAAAUGCCAGUACACGAAGUCGGACAGCCAUACCGUCAGCGACAUCAAGGACGCAGAGUACAUGACGAUGGGGAGAGUGGCAUGGAAAUGCGGCGGCGGACGCUCAGGGAUGAGGAUGGCGCAGAACUAUUGCCAGAAGUGCAUCCUCAUGGGUGGCAUCUGGUGCAAGUGGUGCGAGAUGUCGGAGACCCUCUUGUUCUUGUGGACGACGCAGAAGCUCCGCGAUGCGUGGACCAGGUCGUGGACUUCUUUCGAGACGUGGUCGUCGACUUCGCCAUCACCUCCGACGGUAGCGGCGCCGCCGAUCAUGGAUGUCGACGCCGCCGCUGGCGCGGGGCCACCGCCGCAAGAGGUGCCGCAAGCGGCUCCACCUGCUCCAGCUACUCCUGUGGUCGCGAAGGCAUCGAGCCCAGGACCUCCGAGUGUGCCAGGUACUCCAGAGGAAGCAGCUGGCUCAGGUUCGAAGGUGCCAACUGUUGCCAUGCUCGAGACGCCCCAGCAGGUCAACAAAAACGAAGGCCUCGCGGAGUCUGCUGAGAAGAGGCCCGCCCCUGCAGCGGAGGGGGCGGCGCGCCGCAGUGCCAAGCGCAAGGCCGGCGCCGAUGGCGGUGGCGACGGCAGCUCUGGCGCCGGUGCGGCUGGCAAGACCCCGAAGAUCACCGUCGCCCCCUGGCUGGCGAACUUGAGGAAGCUGCGCUCGGGCUACGUGCAGGUCAGCGCGCAGGACAAGACCUGGAAGUGGGCGAAGGGCAAGGAGGUCCGCGGCGACUUCGACGCCGCUCACGAGCGGGCAAUGCAGGGGGAGGGUGAUCA